AUGAUUAGAAGAGUAAAACAAUUCCCGAUAAGAAGAAGAUUUGCGCAGGCAAAACAGCUGGUAAAUUACUGCGACACAAAAGUAACCACCCUUCCAAAUGGACUUCGGGUAGCAACAGAAGAUAUGGGUUUACCAACGACUUGCGUUGGUUUGUGGAUCGACUGUGGAACUCGCUACGAAAAACUGGAAGAAAUGGGAACGGCCCAUUUCUUCGAACAUUUGGUCUUCAAGGGAUCCGAGAAGAUGUCGCAGCACGAGCUUUCCGAAUACGCAGAAGCGACUGGAACUCUAUUAAAUGCUUAUACUUCGAGGGAGCAUACGUCCUAUUAUUUUCAAGGAAGAAGAGAUAAUACCGAGAAAUUAGUGGAGAUCUUGGCUGAUGUUAUUCAAAAACCUGAUUUAUCAAGAUCUGCUAUCGCAAUCGAACGACGCGUAAUAUCAGCUGAGUACGAUGAUAUUCUGGCAAACUACGAAGAAGUGCUCUUCGAUUACAUCCAUGCCUUCUGUUUCGGUGGUGUCGAUGGCCAUUUCACCGACUCGUCUCUUUCCUACAACAUCCUCGGCACGCGUUUCCACAUUUCAAAUGCCAUCACAAAAGAUGUCAUCCAGAAUUUCAUUAAAACGCACUAUCAUCCCUCGCGAAUGGUCCUUGUCGGGACGGGUGGCGUCAAUCAUGAGCAAGUUGUCGAUUUCGCCGGGAAGUAUUUUGAUGAUUGGGGCUCUUACAUCGGCCCUGGAACGCCUACUUUUGAGCGACAGGCGAAUCUUCCUGCUGGAAGAACCGAUCAUUAUGCAAAUUUCUGGGGCGUUGAUACACCAUUCCACUCUUGCGAGAUCCGCCACCACAAACCAGGCUCUGACACGCUCGUCGGCUGCGUUACUUACCCAAUCUGCGGCUGGUCUCACUCCGACUGUCUAACCAUGAAUUUAAUCGCCAAGCUGAUUGGUGUCUUCAUGCAUGGAUCUGGCGGAUUCCAGUUUUUCACAUCGCCAUUCGUCAAGAAAAUGCAGAAUAUCGAUCCAAGCAGUACUUUCAAAGCUUACAUGUCAUUAUACAAUGAUAAGGGCCUCUUCGGCUUCAUUUUCACUGCCUUUGAACUGGACAAGGCUUCUACCAUGGUCGAAGCUUUCCAUGAAGAAUUACAACGAAUCGCCACGAAUCUCAGCGACGAGGAACUUUCGAAUGCCAAGAGAAGUCUUUUCACGGACAUUUGCCUUGGCAUUGACGGAACUCAGCCCGUUGCUGAUGAGAUUGGCCGUCACCUGCUGGUAUACAACCGUCGAAUUCACUACCCCGAAACCGAAUACCUCAUCGAAAACAUCACCCGCGAGGACGUGAAACGCUGCGUCACCCAAAUCAUUGACAGCGAGGAGAAAUGCAUCGCCCUGCUUGGAAAUCUGGAUCACACGCCGCCCAUCUUCCCUGACGUUCCCCAAAUUAAUGAUCCUGAAAAAGUUCACGAAGAAGCUUUCUGUAAAAAUAUUAUUACAGCGAGAAACUAG
Molecule: messenger RNA, 1503 nt
Organism: Oikopleura dioica
Lineage: Eukaryota; Metazoa; Chordata; Appendicularia; Copelata; Oikopleuridae
Source: the annotation of a GenBank genome assembly